ACUUAAGCAGCUGUGCUUCUGGUGUCUCUCAAACACAAGACCAGCUUCACACCAUGUUUGUUCUGGGUCUGCUCACCUGUAUUGCUCUGAGAGCAUUCAGUGCUCAGGCAAAAGUGGUCGAGACCUUUGAUGAGUGUAGCGAGUUUUUCUACAAACACACAGAACCAGAAGGAAUGGAUCAGAAUGCCAAGAGAAUCUGUCAGAAGCUGGAAAAUAGAGGCUUUUAUUAUGCUACACUGUACUUCAUUCCUUACAAGAUUCCUCUCUACAGUGCCUACAUAUUGGAUCCUUCAUGCUCAAGCGACACUUCAAGAUCAGACGACUGGCACCUCGAGCCACAGAUUUCCAAACCUGAAGCCCAAAUUGAUCAUAUGGUCCGUGAGAAUCAAAGGAGUCGAGAGGAUUAUUUUGAAAAUCAAGCCAUCAGCAGCGACUACAGUCUCACUGGAUAUGAUCGAGGACACCUGAACCCCAACAGCUUCUCAUGUGGUGAAGGCCGUACAGCAACAUUUACACUGACCAAUGCAGCACCUAUGGCACAGCGUUUCAACCAAGUCCACUGGAGGAGAUGGGAGGGCACGCUGAGGAGUUAUUUAAUACAGAAGCUUAUCAGUGAUAGUGGUUUGGCAACAGCUUUCAUUGUCACAGGUACGGUACCUGAUCGCAAUACAUGGCUACCAAGAACCCCUGGAGAGCGUGUAAGGGUGAACGUGCCCUCUCACAUCUGGACGGCCGUCUGUUAUAAACACAACUUUGAUGAUAGAAAGUCUUUUUCCUUUGGCUUUAUUGGGAGAAACCAUCCGACAGAGCCUGACAUAAGACUGAUGAGUGUAUCAUACCUGAAUAAUGAGCUGAGCUGGAGAUAUGGGUCCUUGAGUGCAAUAAAUAUUUUUGAUGAUGAUUGUUUUGGUGACAAUAAUAAAUUACAAGAGGUUCAGGUUAAGUUUCAGAAACUAAUUAAUCUACCAGUGAACAAUGCAGUCAAAACAUGCUUGGUCAUACAAAACACAAAUCUGCUAGAGAACAGGGCUGACUGCAGUGACAUCAUAUCUGAAUCCAACAACAACCAGGUGGCGAGUCAUUCAACAGUAAAACUAACCUUCGACAGUAUGAGCUCUUACUACAGAGUGACAGAGGAGCUGAAGGUUUUUGCUGGAAGUGUUUGUCUUUUAACUCACGCCAAAACACAAGUGAGGAUAAUGCAUGAUGAGCUCAGAAAAAGGGAGGUAUCUGCAGGCUCAGAUGCUGUUCAAUGCCAGCUGGUCCCAGAGAAGCAGAUUGCAGCUGAUGGCUCGCCCUGCUCAAGCAUCUCUGACUCUGGUUAUGGCUGUCACUGUGACACAGGAGGAGAAACCAAGCGCUGCUGCUCUUCUCCCUGUCUGUACCAGGAUGAUCUCAAGGGCUACAGGUGUUACUCAGGCCAGGAACUGAUAGCGUGUUCACCCCCGUACUCACUCAUCACGUAUGAAGGAGAUAGAUGCAAGGAUGAUCACCCCUGCGGCACAUACGGUGAGGACUACUACUGGUGUUACAAAAUCUCUGGCAGCUGGGAUUACUGCAGUCCUCCACUGUGGAGAAGUAAGGCUAAAAACGGGCAGUACUGCCCCAACAACAACGCCUGUGCCAAAUAUGGUGAAAGUUAUAGGUGGUGCUACACAGAUUAUGAAGGCAAUUAUGACUACUGCUGUACUUCUGAUGACUGCUACUCCACUGUGAGUGACCAAACCUGCAAACCUAGUCACCCCUGUGGCAAACAUGGUAAAGAUUACCUGUGGUGCUGGACCACUGAUGGCAGCUGGGAUUAUUGCUGCACAAGCUGUGGUUAGUUGGUUUAAAUUACCAUUAUUACUAAAGCAGCACUUCACAAUGUUCAUUGUAAUUGUACUUGAAGUGCUUACUAACCGAGAGACUCUUUCUAACAUAAAAAGUAAGACUCUCUGUGCUUCUAUAAAUAUAUUUUAGAAAAUACAUUUUCCUAAUGAUUUUUAUGCAAAAACAUACAGCUUAAAAAAACUAUAAAUUUUCAAAUUCAUACAUAAAUACUUUGUUUUUAGUAAAAAUCUUUGAUAUACUGUAUAUGAGUGUGAACAGAUCCACACAAAACUUACAGAGCAAUGUGAUUUUCAUGAAGCAAAAUUCAAACUGUGUCCAUGUUAAUGUGCUCAGACUCAUUGUUUAAAAGCAGCUUCACAGAAAGAAAUCAUACUUUAGUGUUUAUAAUGUCUUUAAAGUUCCUGCUGUCGACUGGCGCUGCUGCAGUAUGUUUUAACAAUGAGACUGUUGUGCUGCCAUCAGUAACCUGUAAUGUCUUUAUUAAAUCACAAUGUCUUCUGUCACUUUACAUGUCACUUACUCAGACAAAACACCAAUAAACACGUGUCGCAUAA
Messenger RNA from Megalobrama amblycephala (Wuchang bream), 2387 nucleotides. RefSeq lists its product as uncharacterized. NCBI's taxonomy places the organism in Eukaryota, Metazoa, Chordata, Actinopteri, Cypriniformes, Xenocyprididae. The record is from RefSeq and is a predicted model, not a curated record. Bases 54 to 1826 code for a protein of 590 amino acids. Gene Ontology annotation, molecular function: metal ion binding; nucleic acid binding; hydrolase activity. The transcript is spliced from 2 exons.